Molecule: messenger RNA, 360 nt
Organism: Symbiodinium sp. CCMP2456
Lineage: Eukaryota; Dinophyceae; Suessiales; Symbiodiniaceae
Source: the annotation of a GenBank genome assembly
AUGAGCGGUGGUCCACACAUGACCAUGGAGCAGGUGGCGCGGACUUUUCAGCCGUGCAAACUCUACGAUGGCAUCAGUGAGCGCCACGUGACUGUGGAGGUGGAUGGGGAGAUGGAAGAGGUGGAGAUUGACCCCAAAGAGGGGCCGAAGAUAUGGAAGCCGGAUGGCACACCCCCGGGCCCCAACGACUUCCACAAGCUGCCAAAGUUGUGCCGAUCACACCUCGACAUGUCUGCGGCGAACGGCCUCAACAAGGAUUGGGUGUACUAUACCUCUACUGAGCGCAAAAUGUGCGUGCUACAGGCCGCGAAAAUUAACAAGCAGCGGAAAGCGCUUCGCGAUGCUCGGAGCGCGGAAUGA